UCAGGCUGUGGAGUCACAGAGGAAGGCUGUGAUUCUCUGGUCUCAGCUCUGAGGUCAAACCCCUCACACCUGAGAGAGCUGGAUCUGAGUAACAAUGACCUGAAGGAUUCAGGAGUGAAGCUGCUCUUUGCUGGACUGAGGAAUCACCACUGUAAACUGGAGACUCUGAGGCUGUCAGGCUGUCAAGUCACAGAGGAAGGCUGUGCUUCUCUGGUCUCAGCUCUGAGGUCAAACCCCUCACACCUGAGAGAGCUGGACCUGAGCUACAAUCACCCAGGAGACUCAGGAGUCAGACUGCUCUCUGCUGGACUGGAGGAUCCACACUGCAGACUGGAGAAACUCAAUGUGGAACAUGGUGGAGAGAACAGAAUGAAACCUGGGCUUAGAAAAUAUGUCUGUGAUCUCACACUGGACCCAAACACAGUAAACAGACGCCUCUCUCUGUCUGAGGAGAACAGAAAGGUGACAGGUAGGAGAGAGGAGCAGCCGUAUCCUGAUCACCCAGAGAGAUUUGAGGACUGUGUCCAGGUGCUGUGUAGAGAGGGUCUGACUGGGCGCUGUUACUGGGAGGUAGAGUGGAGUGGGAGAGGGGAGGUAGAGUGGAGUGGGGGGCCUGUUAUAGGAGUGACAUAUAAAGGAAUCAGCAGGAGAGAAGAGGUUAAGGACUGUUGGCUUGGAUACACUGACAAGUCCUGGAGUCUGUUCUGCUCUGACAACAGUUACUCUGCCAGGCAUAAUAAUAAUCUCACUACCAUAGACGUCCGCCCCUCCAGAUCCCACAGAGUAGGAGUGUAUCUGGACUGGUCAGCCGGCACUCUGUCCUUCUAUAGAGCCUCCUCUGACACACUGACCCACCUGAUCACAUUCACCUCCACAUUCACUGAGCCCCUCUAUCCAGGGUUUAGGGUUGAUUAUGUUGGCUCUUCAGUGUCCCUGAAAUAAUAACUGGACACACACACACACACACACACACACACACACAC
This is a messenger RNA of Salmo salar (Atlantic salmon), 983 nucleotides long. The record is from RefSeq and is a predicted model, not a curated record. Lineage: Eukaryota; Metazoa; Chordata; Actinopteri; Salmoniformes; Salmonidae.